UUGGGCAACUGUUGCCCCGGCAACGAGAAAAGUGUAAGCACAAAUUGAGAGCAAAACAAUUGAAUAAUAAAAUGACGAAUAAGCCAACAAUUUGCUUUGAUAUAUCCAAAAAUGAGCGCUUUCAAAUUACGGAUAACUACAAAAUGCUCCAUCGCAAGCUAAAAGCGCACUGGAAUGUGGAGCAAAGCGAUGUAGAACUAAAUAAGGAGUUUUUGUCACGUAGCAAAAUCUUUGUACUAGCCGGACCCCAGGAUCGAUUCACCGAGGAUGAAUUUGAGGUUCUCAAGGAGUAUGUGGAACAGUCGAGCGGCAGUUUGUUGGUGCUGCUGGGCGAGGGUGGCGAACAGGAGUUCAACACGAAUGUCAACUUCUUUCUGGAACAGUAUGGCAUCUAUAUAAACAACGAUAAUGUGGUGCGUCCGCAUUACUACAAGAAUUUCCAUCCCAAGGAGUGUAUUGUGGGUGGAGGCGUUGUCUGCGAGUCCAUGUGGCGCCACCUCCUCAAACGGGACAUUGAAAAAGUGGAGUACGACUUCAGUGAUGAGAAGUACAAAAUACACUUUCAGUAUCCAUAUGGAGCUACGCUAAAUGUAUCAGAGCCAGCCAAUGUGCUGCUGACAACGGGACCCGUUGUCUACCCCUUCAAUCGACCCCUGGCUGGUUACUAUAGCAAUGCCAAGGGUGGAAAGAUUCUAGCGCUCGGCUCAGGCUAUAUGUGGCAUGAUAAGUACUUGCAGGACAAGACCAAUGAUGCCCUGCUGGAGUAUAUGCUGCAACUGCUGGGCACUGGCGACAUUACCUAUACACAUCUCGACUUUAACGAUGUGGAGCUCAACGAUAAUAAGCACUUCACGGACUUGGCCUUUCUGGCGGAUAUGCCGAAGGCCUGUUUGAUUGACUCCAUUGGAACUGAGAUGCCCGCAGACUUUAAGCAAAUGUUUGACAUGACCUUGUGCUCGCUGAGCAAUCGUUUGCUCAAGGAUGUCAUCGAUGCCUACGAACAGUUGCAUGUAAACUACGAGCCAUUGCGUAUUAUCAAGCCACAAUUUGAGAUACCGCUGCCGCCGUUGCAAUUGGCCACGUUUCCGCCCAUAUUUAGUGAGCCACCAGCGCCGCCGCUGGAGCUCUUCGACCUGGACGAGACUUUCAGUCCGGCCCGGUCGCAGCUGGCCCACAUUACCGGGCAGUGCCUGCAAGCGCUGCAGUCCAAGGAGCCAUCGCGUCGCUCCCUCAAUCAGCGCGAGCUGGAGAACUAUGUGAAGGAGUGCGGACGCAUAACGGCCAUUGUCCGGGAGCAGCAAGAAAUGCCUGCCCGCGAAAUACUCAACAUUGUGGCGCGUCAGAUAAGCAGCUAUGCACCCUAUGCGGAGGACUAGACAUCAACUCAGUAUCCAAUUACCAAGCAACUCAUCAGCCAGCCAGCCAGUCAGUCAGUUAGCCAGCGUUGCGCAUUCCAUCUAAGUUUUUUGCUCUUUUUCUUUCUUUGUAUACCCUUUGCAUAAUUGUGUGGUGAAAUGCGUCUUGAUGAAGACAUACACUAUACCAUUAUACGUGUGGAAUAUAUAUUCUUGAACAGCGUGGAGAGACUGUUAUAAAGAAAA
This is a messenger RNA of Drosophila grimshawi, 1601 nucleotides long. RefSeq names its product intraflagellar transport protein 52 homolog (gene IFT52). The transcript is spliced from 3 exons. Gene Ontology annotation, cellular component: intraciliary transport particle B; cilium; centriole. The record is from RefSeq and is a predicted model, not a curated record. Gene Ontology annotation, biological process: cilium assembly; intraciliary transport. NCBI's taxonomy places the organism in Eukaryota, Metazoa, Arthropoda, Insecta, Diptera, Drosophilidae. Bases 72 to 1376 code for a protein of 434 amino acids.